UUUCUGAAUGGUGUGAGCCUCUGUGGGUUCAUAUGGAAAUUCAGCAACAUUAUUAACAGAUGUGGAUGGCUUAAGUGACGUUAAGCAGAAGGAACUCCACAUCCUAAUCUCUGUCCAUCUCUGUAUGUGUGUCACGCUGUGUGUGUCUGUUUGUGUGCAUGUGUGUUUGUUUCCAGCUCUCACCAGGUUGGGUGCGUUGUACUGAGGGCUUCCUGCUGCAUCCAUCUGCCUCCAACUAACAAGCGGAGAACUGUCACUGCAGGUUAUAACAGUCUGGUGGACAUCCUUCCCUCUCAGGACUUUUCACACACCUGAAGAGCAGCAGAGCAGCAGCAGUUUGAAAGCUUCCAUCUGACUCAUGACUGUUUGAGGGGACGCGGCCUCACCGUGGCCCAUGCACUGUACCCGUUUCCCUCCCUGUCUUCCUUAUCCCUCAAGCUGACGCAAAAUCCCAGACACCUCCCUCCCCUCCCCCAUCCCCAUCCCCAUUCCCACCCCAUUCCCAGUGAUUCGCCCCCUCCGGCAAUGGCGUCCGGCACAGAGACGGUGCACUACAUCCACCUCCACAACUCCAGCCAGUCUGUGCUGGAAGCCCUGCGCACUCAGCGACGUGAAGGCCUCUUCUGUGAUGUGACCGUACGGAUUCACGAUGCCUCACUGCGUGCCCAUGCCUGUGUGCUGGCAGCAGGAAGCCCCUUCUUUCAAGACAAGCUGCUGCUGGGUCACUCUGAGAUCUCCGUGCCCCCACUGGUGCCCGCUGAGACCGUGAAGCAGCUGGUGGAUUUCAUGUACAGUGGCUCGCUGGUCGUCCUGCAGUCACAAGCCCUGUGCAUCCUCACCGCCGCCAGCAUCCUGCAAAUCAAGACGGUCAUUGACGAGUGCACCCAGAUCAUCUCUCAGAGGAAGGCGGCAGCUGGGGCGGCGAGUGCAGCAGCAGCAGCUGCAGCAGCAGGAGGAGCGAUGCUUGGAGGUGUUCUGCCAAAACAAGAGGAGCGCGGCGGGGGAAAGGGCAGGGAGAGCAGCGGCAGUGGGAGCUGCUCUGGUGGUGCAAGCGGGGGCUACCCAAACUUCUCUAACUUCAUGGCUGACUGCGGCACAAACAACAUGGGUGGAGGCAUGGGCGGAGCCAGUGUUAGCGUAAGUGACAGUGGCCCUGGUUCGAUGGAACAGCCCAACACCGUGAGUCUGAUGACGCUGGGAGACAUGGGCCCCAGCUCCAUGUGUGGGGGUGACGGGAUGGGCUCAGGGGCCGGCGCAAUCCUCAUGAAGCAGAGCCCCAGCUGCACUCAGGAUGUCAGGUACAAGCUCCGAGACCUGUUGGCACAGACCGCCAACGGAGCCAGCACCAGUAGCACAGGGAACCUCUCGGCAGGCUGCAGCUCCGGCGUGGGCAGCGUGGACAGUAUCGGCAGGGACAGCCUCCGCGGCAACACAGCUGACCUCUCUGAUGACCUGGUGGGGAUGGACCGAUACAGCGAGGAGGAAGAUUUGGACGGCAGAGAGCGGGGAAGAGACGGAGACCGAGACAGGGGGGCGGGACACAGCCGCAAGCAGAGGCAGCCGUUAAGACUCCAGGUGCUGGGAGGAGGGGAAGGAGUGGUGGUAAAAGAUGAAGGGGUUCAGGACACAGAUGGUACUGUCUACACCUUGGAGGACGGGAGGCGAGAUGGAGAGCAGCAGGACACCCAGGAAACCAUGGCCGGCUUUGGACAGGAUUUCUAUGAUGAGCAGGGCGUGUUUUCAGAGAGUUUUUGGCCUCAGAGUGAGCCUACUCAGGCCAUGGCGUUCAACCCCAGAGGACGGGUCAACAAACCUCUGACUCCACCCCCAACCACACAGUCCAUCAACAACCAGCUCCUUUUCCAGUACCCAGUGAGCCAGUCGCAGCCAGCUCCGUACUUUGUGGGAGGGCCCAUGAGUGGGAUUGACAACAUGGCAGGGACGGAGCCCGGUCAGCCGGCUCCGCCCCCGGCGCAGAUGACCCCGGCCCCACCUCCCUCCACCUCUUCCUGCUCAGCAGGCCCCUCCCCUUCCUCCCAGGGAUCUGAGACCUCGUUUGACUGCACGCACUGUGGCAAAUCUUUACGUUCCAGGAAGAACUACAGCAAGCACAUGUUCAUCCACUCGGUUUCUGAAAAGGUCAGAAAACCUCACCAGUGCUCCAUCUGCUGGCGCUCCUUUUCCCUGCGUGACUACCUCCAACACAUGGUGGUGCACACCGUCGUCAGGGCCUUUCAGUGCUCCAUGUGGGGCAAGCGCUUCACCCAGAAAAGUUCGCUCACGUGCACAUGCGCACUCACCGUGGCCGAGCGCACCUUUCAGUGCAACGUGUGCCACCGGGCCUUCACCCAUCGCACAUUGCUGGAGCGCCACGCCCUGCAGCAUGCUCACCACGCCCCCCAGGGCCAGGGCCAAGGCCAGGGGCGUGGCGCCGACAUGACCUCACCUACCAAGCACAGUCCUCCGGCUCUGGGAGGGCCCUCAGGUAUGGCCGGCGCAGCUGGCAUGGUCGGCAGCAUGACCAACAUGCCCAGCCACGGACCUUCCUCCACCUAGAGAGAGAAAGGAAGGGUAGGGGAGGUGGUUCAGGGGAGAGGAGGGGGAGGUAAGCGAGCCCAUUCCUUUAAUCGAGACAGAUUAGUCCUAACAGCCUCGUUGUUCUGGUGGGAACGGUGUUCAAAGGUUCCUGCUGGUUUAACUCCAUGACACCUUUCAUCAGGGUUCCUACACACAUCUGGACAGCCUUUAAAGUCGGGAAAACUAUGUACAUUUAUGAAAUGUUUGAGAAUUGCACAAAAAAAAGCUUAAAAAGUGUAGGAAAAAAUAUUUUUCCCUGGAAACUCAUCAUAAAUUUGUAAAUUGUAGUUAAACUGUAGCGCCACUGUCAUUUCCUGUGUUGUGACUUUUAUAGCUGUGAGGACUAAUCAUAAGUAUAAAGCAAAGUCGCUAACAAUCAUCCACCUUGAACAGCCAUCCUAAAGAAAAAAAAAAAAA
Molecule: messenger RNA, 2994 nt
Organism: Sphaeramia orbicularis (orbiculate cardinalfish)
Lineage: Eukaryota; Metazoa; Chordata; Actinopteri; Kurtiformes; Apogonidae
Gene: zbtb45
Product: zinc finger and BTB domain containing 45
Biological process (GO): regulation of transcription by RNA polymerase II
Molecular function (GO): DNA-binding transcription factor activity, RNA polymerase II-specific; RNA polymerase II cis-regulatory region sequence-specific DNA binding; protein binding
Source: RefSeq, a predicted model, not a curated record